UAUUUCACCUUUGAGAGAAUUUACUCUCUCUAAAUAUUAAUUGACAUUACAGUAGUUACACUGUGACACAGUUGCUUAUGGAAAGAUGUAAUUAGCAAAAAUUAUGACUAUAGUUACAGAAGUAAUAAUAUCAGCUCAGAUGGGGACACUGAAGAUAACUUAGUUUGUUGCACUUCACAUAUGCUUCAUCUUUUCAUUUUUAUUUUCACCAUGGAAGCCCCAAAGUACAACUACAAUUAAAGGAAUCUACCCUUUGUUUUCCAUGAGUUUUCUCUACUCUUAUGGUACUUAAUUAUGCCAUUUAUCUUUUUUUACAAUAAUGUUAAAAUAUGCCAUUUUCUCUUGCAUUGCUGCUUUAGAGGGCAGCUCCCACAAAUGUGAGGAAGUUUGGAAAAAGCUCCACAGCUCAUACAAGAAAAGAUCUGGAGAGUGAGAAUAACUAUCAUAUGGAAAAUAUGAUAAAAAGAUGACACUUCUAUGUUAGCAGUAGACUAGCAUAUUGAAAUCUUGCCAGGGUAGUCAUUACAGAUAUCCACUAAAAUCCUGAAGACCUGUAUUCCAUUUCAGUUUUGCAGUUAAUUUAAGGCCACAGUGUCUGGUGUUGUUUGCUAGACAGCAACGUUCAAAUUAAAAAAUUACACGUGAGCUGUGAAGCAGAGAGAAACACUGAUGAAAGCUUGCAAGCUUAUGUACACGCACUGGACUAGGAUGUAAAAGCUGUGAUGGCCAGUCACCAAGCAGAAGUUCAGAGUUUGAAGCUUGAUAAUGAUUCAGUUAUAGAAGGAAUAAGUGACCAGGUACUGGUGGCAGUUGUGCUCAGUUUCACUUUCAUUGCUGCUCUGGUGUAUACACUUUUAAGAAAUGAACAUCAGAACAUACACCCAGAAAAUCAAGAGCUAGUGCGAGCUCUUCGUCAGCAGCUUCAAACAGAGCAGCAGGAUGCUUCUGCCGACGAUAGACUUCGCUUCUAUACAGAUAUGUCCUGUCCAGUCUGUUUGCAGCAGGCUACAUUUCCUAUAGAAACAAACUGUGGACACCUUUUCUGUGGCUCCUGCAUUAUUGCCUACUGGAGGUAUGGUUCAUGGCUUGGUGCCAUCCGUUGCCCGAUCUGCAGACAAACGGUAACAUUGUUUUUACCGCUCUUCAGUGAAGAUCAGCAGGAUGCAGCCCAAGUAUUUCAAGAUGUUAAUGAUUACAAUCGGAGGUUCUCAGGACAGCCCAGAUCUAUUAUGGAAAGAAUUAUGGAUCUGCCCACCUUAUUGCGGCAUGCUUUCAGGGAGAUGUUUUCCGUUGGGGGCCUCUUCUGGAUGUUCCGCAUCAGAAUAUUCCUCUGCUUGCUUGGAGCCUUGCUUUACCUGGCUUCACCUCUGGAUUUUCUUCCUGAAGCUCUCUUUGGAAUUCUGGGCUUCUUGGAUGAUUUCUUUGUCAUUUUUCUUCUGCUGAUAUAUAUCUCUAUCAUGUACCGGGAAGUGGUAACACAGCGGCUGAAUAGAUGAAAUGGACAAAAAUUACCCCAAAGCAGAGGCAGUUGUGGGAUGUAACAUAAGUAUGGUUUACCAAGGCACCUGUGUACAGUUUCAGUAGUUACAACUUCAUAGCUGGUCAUCUUAUAUAUGAAGGGUUCGUAUGUGGUGAUGCUUCACUGGACCCUUUAAUUACGUAUACUAUAUACGCUUCAUAAGAUGAGGUUAUAUUUCUGGUAUAAUAAGCUACCUUCCUCUUCUUCCACCUGGUGAACAAUUGUAUGUAAUCAAAACAGAAAGUACCUUUUUUUUGGUGUGUGGUUUAUGAAAAAGGAGUUCUAGUAAAGGACUUCUAAUGAAAAGUGCAUUUGGGUAAUCUGGACAUAUAUAAGAAAAUCCAGCAAUUCUUCACAGCACAGUUUUCACAGCUAGAUUUUUUUAAAGUCUCCCUGUUGUGGGCUAGAGUCUUUUAAAAUAACAAUAGCUUUGUAUGUCGCUGUGGAAGAAGAAACCCAAAGACUGCAUUACAGUUACCACCCUGCAGUUUGCUAUUGUCCACAUGCUUCACAAAAACAAGGAGAACACCUCACUCAGUAUUGCUUGAACUGCACUGUGUACAGUUGCAUGCAAUUUGUACAAUUUUAUUUUUAUAUUUGGGAAUACACACAGUAUUUGAUCUAGAUAGAGUAACUAAUUUUAUGCACUGGUUAGUGCUCUGUUUUUAAGUGGGAGCAUGAUUUUAUUCUUCAGGCUUCUUUAUGUGGUAGGUACGUAUCUUGAAAGCAGGGGGUUUAUGCUGCUCUGGGUCAGUGCAGUGUAUCUGAAGUGGGAGUUUUCAUUCCUGUAAUUGCAUUUAAGUAUUUAGCCAAUAGAAAGAACUCUCGGAUUUUAAAUAGUGGUUGAAGAAAAGAAGUCAGAACUGUAUGUUUACACUACAGAACUUUACCUGAAUGUACUUUCUGCAAUGCAAGUAUUAAACAACUUAGAUAUUGGGGUAAUUGGUUUUCAGUUGGGGUUUCCUUGUUUGGUUGGUUAAGUUGGUUGAUUUGGAUGUGGGUAGCGUGGGUUCUGAAUUAGCUUGAAAAUGGUCUGUGAUAAGGGACCACAAAAAAAUACUAGAAAUAUUUUAAAAAAUACCAGGUUAUUAAUUAUCCUUAAAGUUGAUCUUUAUUUUCCAUAGUGAAUUUGAAUAUAGGCUAUCAUAGCUACAGAAGUCAUUUGAAAGUAUUUCCAUUUUAAGAAAUUAAUACCAGUAGAAAAGUCAAAGAUACCAUAGGUCUGUGUACGUUUUAGUUAGAGGAAUGGUAAUAGCCAUUUUGUUUGAAUUUCCUGCGUACUUGAAAGACAGUGAUUAGACAGGUGAAUCCUUGUGUGCUUACAUACAUGGGAUGAGACUUACAAUGAAAGGGACCUUUUCACAACUUCUGUGUUUGCCUGUGUGGCUGCUUGUUAGAGAUGGGCAAGAGGGGAAACAGGAAGUGAAACACGGGUGGAAGGAGGAGAGCAAAACAGAAAAUGGCAUUUUUUGGAGGCGAAUGCUAUUUGGUUUGGCAAACUGUUAUUAAGCAUCUUAUUUGGGCUUUUCCUUUUGUGUUGGCAUUGCUAUUGUAUGGAUGGUUUAGUGGCCAGCUCAGAAGUUAUUAAAGUAUUAUUGAGUAAGUGUGGAUGUUCAUAAACUGUUAGGUACAUUCACAAAGCAAGAUAAUAGUUUAGGAUGUUAGGUAUGACAGGAUUUUGCAGUUUUGCUGUAAGCAUUGUUUGGGUUUUGGUUUUUAUUCCCCAAGAUACCCAGCUGACAGCAAACUCAAAAAAAGUUUUAACUGAGUAAAUUUAACACCAUAUUUUC
This is a messenger RNA of Neopsephotus bourkii (Bourke's parrot), 3309 nucleotides long. RefSeq names its product ring finger protein 170 (gene RNF170). The record is from RefSeq and is a predicted model, not a curated record. The transcript has 7 exons. Gene Ontology annotation, molecular function: ubiquitin protein ligase activity. Lineage: Eukaryota; Metazoa; Chordata; Aves; Psittaciformes; Psittacidae. The coding region runs from base 723 to 1496 and encodes 257 amino acids.